AUGGUGACACCUGGCCAGCCCAAACGAGAAUUGCCUCCUUGGCUUGAUCACUUCAAUGCCCGUGAUCUCAAGACCUUCUUUCGCUGCUGGGCUCCAGCCUGGGUGGCAUGCUUGCUGAUGUUUAUCAACCCCGUCUUGCGCGAAUUCGGACAGGCCACCUUUUUUGCAUGCCUUAUCUUGUUCAUGGCGCCCCCCAUGGGCAUUGUCUUUGUCUUUGUUCUGACUGCAGUCACUCUUCUUCUCGGUAUUUGUCUCGCCUGGGCCUGGGGAGCCAUCACCAUGAAGGCUGCGCUGGCCAUUCGUUCCGAAAUAGAGACAGAAAUCCUUCUCAAAGCCGUCGAGGAAGCAGCCGUUGCCCAGGCAAAGGUAUCUGGACGCAGCGUUGCGACAGAAGCAGAACUACUUAUCUACGGCGGAGAGAUGCUUGAUCCGCGAAUGACAGCCGUCUACUACUGCCUGGGUUGUCUGUUCAUCUACUUUAUCACACGUCUUCGAAUGUACAACCCAAAAUUUGCCCUGACACAAAUCCUGGGAAUCAUUGUCACCGACUUCUUCCUCCUCUAUGGACCUUUGCUUUACACCUUUGAUGGAAACCUGGCCAAAACGAUUGCUAUUCCCAGCUGUGCUGGAAUCGGACUAGGGCUUGCGGCAUCGGUUCUUCUCUUCCCACAGUCCACAUCCUACACCGUCCUUACAGCAAUGGAAGGCGUAUUGAGCUUGAUCAACACCCCUAUCAACUUGACAACAAAAGACCUUGCCAGGGACGCCGAAAGACUGGACCUGCAGGCACUACGUGGGUUGAAGGCAAAGAUAAUAAUGGUCUACAAAUCUAUGGGACCUACUCUCGCAUUUCUUCCCCUGGAUUUUUCUCACGGCCGCUGGAGCGCAGAUGACAUCGGGAGUUUGAGGGAACCUCUUCGACUGGCCACCUUAUCCAGUCUUUCAUUACUCGAAUUCCACAUUGGCCGGACUAAUGGUGCGGUCAAGGCGGAAACCCUGGCACCUCUUGUGGAAGAUAUUGAAGGCUCAUGGGAGUACGAAAAGAGCGACGGACGUCCCAAACCAGCUGGGCGCCAUCAAAUAAUUGAAAGUGUACGUUUAUGGCGGGCCGUACGAGGCACCGAUAAUUAUAAUCUACCUGAGGAGACUAUCGAGGUACUCAGACAAUCAGCGUCGGAGAUACUGCCGGCUUGCUCGGAUGCGAUCGCCAUAACGGGCGAAUGUAUUCAUACGGUGAACUCGCGCCGGUGGUUUUCAAGUCCAUCCGAGGAACAGAUUGCCAGCCUGGUACAACGAGCUGAAGCCGCCGUUGAAAACCUCAAAGCAACUCGGACGUCCUUUGCCACAGAUACAACAGAGAAGCUACUGGAGAUACAUGCUGAUCUCUUCGAUGAUGAAGGGAAUCUCGCAACACCCGAGAGAGAGCUCAAUUAUCCCAUGCAACAAAUUGUAUUCUCGAUGGUCUUCGAGGAACAUAUCAUUUCCGUGGCCGACUCACUGGUCGGGUUGCUGUCUCGUGUUAUCCAAUUGUCCAAGGGACGUACAAAGGCCAGAUUCUGGUUCCCCACUAGAAUCAGAUACGCUGUCGCCUGGGUGCUAGGGAGGAAAGUGGCAGCCCCUAUCCCCGGCGAGUCCUUUUCUGUGGACCCGGACGUGGUGGAAGAACAGUUCAAAGAAGCACAGAUCCGUCUCCAAAUCAGCCGUGGGUACAAAACUAACCGCCGGGGUGGCUUUGCCACCGCAAUUUUCAAUGCCUAUCACUGGUUUAUCAAUACAGAAGGAUUGUACGCUCUGCGUAUUGUGAUCGUGACGGUAGCCCUCGCGAUCCCGGCCGCGAUUCCUUCCAGCGCUGGUUUCUAUUAUCGAGAAAAGGGUAUAUGGGGACUUAUUAUGGCUCAACUCACGCUUCUUCCGUACAUGGCGGAUUUCACCUUCUCGAUACUGACUCGCAGUAUCGCAACGAUUGUUGGUGGUGUCUUUGGAUUGCUAGCCUGGUACAUCGGUUCGGGCAGUGGGCCAGGCAACCCGUAUGGACUGGCGGCCAUAUCAGCAGUAAUGAUCGCAAUCAUGAUGUGGUCAAGGGUCUUUUCCAACUUUGCACUGAUGGCAGCCAACAUUAUCGGUGCGGCAACGUUCCUUCUAAUAGUGGGCUACAGCGAGGACGAUACUCAUAUUCCCGCCCCCGGCAACGCUGGAAUUGGUUAUAAUCUUUUCUGGCGUCGUAUCGUCCUUGUCUUGGUCGGCACGACAGGGGCUAUCAUUGUACAAGUCUUCCCUCGACCGCCGGCUGCGUCUCGCCACAUCAGCAAGUCUCUUUCCAACGCUAUGCGCAGUCUAUCUGACCACUACGCUCUCCUCCUGUCAUGCUGGAAUCGGCCUGAUAGGAAAAUCGGAAUCGUUGCUGAAAAGAUCACACUCGCUCUCGACGAAGCCCUUGUGCCUCUCACGGGUCCCAUCACCAUGCUGAAAUACGAAUUCUCCAGCUCCCCAUUCGACAGCCAGAGUCUAAACCAAGUGAAAACCCUUUGCCAUGUGAUGAAUUACACCCUCGGCCGACUCCUAUACCUUUCUGCCUCGCUGCCGACGAAGAUGCAAGAACGGAUCCAGGCCAUCGUCGGGAUUUUGGAUCACACCAAUAUCGGGGAUGUGAUGGCUGUGCUGAGCGUGGUUGAGCAGUCACUCAAGACCGGCGAUCCUCUUCCCGAAGCACUCCCUACCCCCUUAGCCAAGCGAUGCUACGUGUACUGGAAGAGUCGGCACUUGGAGGCCUGGCUGAGCAAGGAUCUCAUCCGAAACGAGGACUAUCGCAAGUUCUGCGUGGCCAUCCAUCUGUACUUGAAGUUCUUGGUCACGGUAGACGAGUUGGUCUUGCUUGCCAAGGGGAUGCUGGGGGAGUCGCAUAUCAUCAGUCAGGAGCUUUUGCUACAGGAGGUAUAG
Penicilliopsis zonata CBS 506.65 is the source of this 2937-nucleotide messenger RNA. RefSeq lists its product as hypothetical. NCBI's taxonomy places the organism in Eukaryota, Fungi, Ascomycota, Eurotiomycetes, Eurotiales, Aspergillaceae. The coding region runs from base 1 to 2937 and encodes 978 amino acids. The record is from RefSeq and is a predicted model, not a curated record. The transcript is spliced from 3 exons.